Silurus meridionalis is the source of this 2772-nucleotide messenger RNA. Its product is annotated as cytoskeleton-associated protein 2. The record is from RefSeq and is a predicted model, not a curated record. The transcript has 7 exons. NCBI's taxonomy places the organism in Eukaryota, Metazoa, Chordata, Actinopteri, Siluriformes, Siluridae. Gene Ontology annotation, cellular component: microtubule cytoskeleton. Gene Ontology annotation, biological process: negative regulation of microtubule depolymerization. The coding region runs from base 320 to 2167 and encodes 615 amino acids.
GGAUUCUUGCUGUUAUUUUGGUUCAAAAGCGACGGUUAAAAACGUCUCCGCCACGUGACCGCCUUUUUUAAAUUCGAUUGGUUAAAUCGAGUGAGUCAUGAACAGUUAACGACCAAUCAGGAUGAAGAUCUCCAGCGCCAAAGUCAAUUCAGUUUGAAAGCGGCGGUGUGACAGGAGGCGUGAGAGAGAACUGAGAGUUAUAUUACUAAUAUAUUAUACGUUUUUAGAAGAUUGUUCUCAGAUAUUAUUUUCGUGAAUCUUCAGGAGUCGAGCUUCAGGUGAUCAUCUAUCAGAGGAGGAGCGAGUGAGAAACGGCAGAAUGGACACGGCGGUAAAACAGAGUAAUAAGGAAAACUCCAAACCAAAAAAUACAGUAUCCCGAAAUGUCACGUUAAAACAGAAGCUGAUGAGACCCGUGCCGCUGCAGUCCAAAAACGUCCCGAAGGAGGAACCCACAGGAGACAAGGUCAGACCUAAAACUCAGGUCAAACCAUCCAACGAUCCGAAUCCCACGCGGAAAAAAACGCUGAGUCAGUCUUUUCGCACCCAACAAACCCUGAGACACAAGAAACUGGUGCUGGAAACCCAAAAGCCUCCUUCAUCCGUCCCUCCUAAGCCCCUUCUCCCUGGCACCUACAAAGGCAGGGUGGUCCAGUCCAAAAUCGACUGCUCUAGGAAGCCUCAGAGUGAAGCAGAGAAGCGAAGAGAAGAGAUCAAGCCCACAGGUCAGACUGUGUUUCCUUCCAAAUCGGCCACAGUGCUGUCUGCUUCCUCGAGAGCAGGAGUCCAGACUCGUGUGGAGAGCAGAACAAAGUCAGGGUCAGAUGGACGGGUAAACAUGCAGAAGACGGGACCUCAAAGACCGAUACAGAGCAAAGCUCCAGCUAGGACAGCUACCGUCUCCACCAGACCACCUACCGUCUCCACCAGACCACCUACCGUCUCCACCAAACCAUCUACCGUCUCCACCAAACCACCUACCGUCUCCACCAGACCAUCUACCAAACCAUCUACUGUCUCCACCAAACCCCCCACAGUCUCUAAAACCACCAAACCAUCUACCAUUUCCAGGAAACCAGUUACGAUGUCCGCAAAACCACCACCAGUGACCUCAUUUAUCAAGAAGAGGGAACCAUCAAAACCUGCUGCAGCUGCUAGUGAGCAAAAACCACUGAAGUCCAUCACAAGCUCCAUCAGCCAGUACAGAGUCUGUGUGGAAUCCACUGAGGAGCGACGGUUGAAGUUGGCAGAGUGGUUGGCGUCGAAGGGGAAAACUCUAAAAAGGCCAGCGAUGACAGAAAAGUCAGCGGCUCAGACCUGCAGACCUCUGCCCAGUGCAGCUCAGCUCAGUGGUGAAGCUGAAGCUCAGCCUGAAGCAGUGAAGCCCAUCAAAGCAGAUCAGACCAAUGUUUCUCAGAGCGAACCUGCAUUCUCCAACAGCCCGAGUCAUAUCCUGAACAUCACGCUGGACCUGCUGGAUAACUCCGACUCAGAACCUGCAGAACUCGAGAUCGAGAUGCAAUCGUUGGUGGUGAACCUGUGUGAGAGAUUGGAGGCGAUGGAAACUCCAUCCUCAUGUGAGAGCGCAGACAUGAAGGCAGGAGGAAGCGUCGAACCUGAGGUGAAGGUAGAAGAAGAAACACCUGAAUAUGAGAUUCUGGAGGAGGAAGAACUGACUGCAGUGGAGAAGGAGAAGAAAGAGGAGGAGGAUGGAGAGGAAGAUAAGAACACUAUCACGCUUAAAGCGGAGGAAGAGAAGAAACCGCUGGAAAGCGACGAAGAGGAUGAAGAAGAGGAGAAGAUGGACUACACACCUGCAGAUGUUCUGGAUGCGUGCGUUGUGAAGUACAGCGUGAAAACAACACCGUUUCUCCAAAGUGUGAAGAAGAGGAUGGAGGGCGAGAUGGUUCCCGAUACUUCCGGCUCUCGCCACAAAAGUUCCAUUAAAGAGCUGAAGUUCCUGACGCCAGUGCGCCGCUCGUCUCGGAUCCACAGGAACUCAUCCCGUCUGCCGAACAUGCUGAACGAGCACGACCCCUGCGUGUCCUCUCUGUCCGAGCUCGAGCUUCUGGACGCCGCAGACUCCAACGCCUACAUCUACAGGAAGAACCCUGCGCUGCUGCAGCACCUCCCCGACCAGCGUCCCGAGCCCCAGAGCUCCCAGUGAAUCACAGCUGGACUUCUUACACACAUUUAUACCACACUAACAUCCCCAUACUGACCACUAACCUGCAGCAGAACAGAGACGAUUCUGAAUAUGUAAAUAUGUGAGAUUUUAUUGGUCCAUGUCCACCUGUAACAGAAAAGCUGGUGUUUAGAGCUGAUUGAAUUUGAAAAGAUGGAUAUAAAUAUCACACUAAAGAUGUUUUCGAUGUUCAAUAACUGAAUGUGUAAUUACAUUUAUUUUAAUGUUAAAAUGUUUGGAAAACACAAGCCCCUGAAUCUAAAACGAGUCGAGCUUUUGGAUAUGCAACAGUAUUGAAAAUCUUGUGAUUCUGAAUUGAGAAAGAAAUGGUUAUAGUUGAUUUUCAAAAAUAUAACCUGUUUAACCGUAUAUGUGAUUGUCAGGAGGACAACCAGGCAACACGAUUUACUCUGGCUUCUAACUAACCUCCAAAAGUGCUGUAUUAAUGCUCUAAAGGUGAAUCGGUACUUUAUAUCCUGCAUUAUAUCAUUAUUACAUCAUUGCAGUUCUUUAUACUGUAGAUGCGCUUUAUAAUUUUGUUUUUUUUAUGUAAAUACCAUAAACGCUCAUGUUACUUGGUUCCUUUA